AUGGAUAUUUUUUCAAAGAAAGUGAGAUUUCUUAUUAAAAAAUCAAAUUUAUCAAAGGUACUUGAAACACCACCAGAAAUAGUGAAAAUGAAAAUUGACUAUUUGGUUUCUUUCUGUGAUAAAUCACAAAAUCUUUGGACAGUUUUUUUAAAAAAUUUCGGUGAAUAUCUUAGAAAAACCUUUCCAAGUGAGAAGUUUUCUGUACAAGUUAUUUCGCAUAUGACGUCUGCUGUGUGGAGAAUGUUGGAUAUAAUCAAAAUUUAUUUUGCGAUUUUGGCAAAAAUGGCAGAAGAAAAUCACACCGAUAACGAGUUGACAGACGAAUUUACCAGUAAUUUUUUUAAUGGAACAUCACCAAACAUGAGUUGUUUACAUCAAGAAAGCGAUUAUGAAGAAGAACUAAAUAAUAAUAAUGAGAUUAUUCAUCAAUAUUAUUCUUGCAACCAAUUCACAUAUCAUCCUUUUUCCAAUGGCUUGUAA
Molecule: messenger RNA, 480 nt
Organism: Entrophospora candida
Lineage: Eukaryota; Fungi; Glomeromycota; Glomeromycetes; Entrophosporales; Entrophosporaceae
Source: the annotation of a GenBank genome assembly